Rubroshorea leprosula is the source of this 1898-nucleotide messenger RNA. NCBI's taxonomy places the organism in Eukaryota, Viridiplantae, Streptophyta, Magnoliopsida, Malvales, Dipterocarpaceae. The record is from the annotation of a GenBank genome assembly.
UUCCCCGUGAAUUUUGACCUUUUUCCUUCUCCGUCUCCUUGCAGUCUCUCUUCUUCCGCUUCAGCUUUAAAUAAUGUCACAACAAACCCUCGCAAACUCCGCCUCACAUCGUCAAUAGAAUUCAGUACAUCGUACAGAUAUUUCUCUUCUACCGUCGUCUCCUCCGCAUCUGUGAAGUCGGAAUUUUCCACCGUCUACUCUCCCUGUUUGUUUUGGUGCAAAUAUCAUUUAGCCCCGCUCGCUUCAAUCCUUCGGAACCUCAGUGCAGGAACUUUAAGCAUUUUAGAAUCAAUUCGGAAUCCUCAUCAGCAAUCCUCUGUUCUGAGCUUCAAACUGUUUUGAUGGUGAACUGGACUCAAUUUAUGGGUGUAUUAGAUUUAGGUGCAAGGAUUUUGAGCUUGGUAUGUUAUGUAACUUUAGCUGAGUCCAUGGAUCAUCUGAACUGAACAAGAGAUGCAGGCAGCUGACUUUCAGUUGGAAUGAAGAACUUACAGAGCUCUCAAGAAGUAAAAUCCUCUCAAGCUUCACAUGAAUCACAAAGUGACCACCAGAAUAAUCAAACAGCAGAGGCUCCCUUAGCUGACUCUGGUUCAGUAUCUGCUUCAAGCAAUGAUAACAGAAAAGUUUCACGCCAAGAUAUUGAACUUGUAAGGCGCAAAUAUCUUCUUGGGGUUUAUCUAUUUGCUGAUUUUAUUAUGUUUUCUUAAUGUAAUUGUUUGCUUUCAUUGAUUCUUGAAGUAGCUUACUUACCUAUUUAUUGCUGGUGAUGGAAAUUUCUUUGAAAUGGUUUUUACAGGUCCAGAAUUUAAUAGAACGCUGUUUGCAGUUGUAUAUGAAUAGAGAUGAGGUGGUCAAAAUCCUCUUGACUCGGGCAAGAAUAGACCCUGGGUUUACAACAUUGGUGUGGCAGAAGUUGGAAGAGGAAAAUGCUGAUUUUUUCAGGGCCUAUUACAUAAGGCUGAAAUUGAAAAAGCAAAUUGUUUUGUUCAAUAAUUUGCUUGAGCAUCAAUAUCAUCUCAUGAAGUACCCUGUAUCUUCUAAGGUUCCCUUGGCCCCAAUACAGAACGGGAUGCAUCCCAUGCCUGUUAACAAUUUGCCAAUGGGAUACCCUGUGCUGCAACAGCCUCCAGUUCCUGCUCCUGGUCAACCACAUCUUGAUCCUAUGGGUGGUGGAAUAUCUAGCUGUCAUGUUGUCAAUGGAGUCCCUGCACCAGGAAAUUUCCAACCUAUGCGAAUGAAUUCUGCAAAUGACUUGGUGAUGGACAACAAUGCAAGUGAUGUAGCCCAUUCUAUUCCCCCUAGCACUGUCAUGUCAUCUAUGUCAGAGAUGCCUGUCAGUCCCACCUCAGCGGCAUCAGGCGGCCAUUUUCCAUUCACUGCAUCAGACAUAUCAGGGAUGGGAGUGGAUACAUCUGCACUGGAUACAGCCUUUACAACUGACGUGACAAGUUCAGUAUGAUCACAGCUUGGACCUGAUGGUGGGGCUGGAAAUUCUAGAGAUUCCCUUAGAUCACUAGAUCAGAUUCAGUGGAAUUUUAGCCUUACAGAUUUAACAGCUGAUCUGUCAAACUUGGGAGAGAAAAACAUAGACUAAGGUGAGGCUUGUAUCAUUCCUCAAAGGUCAAAACUAUUAGGAUAGGGCGAAGUUAGAUCAAUAAGAAGCAUUUCUCAGUGUCUCAGUAGGCUAUUUAACUAUAUUAACGGAACAAUUCAGCAUCGUAAUUUAGUUUACUUAAUAUUACCCAGCAAAGUUGAAAGGAGCAACAUUCUCAUUUAUUGUAAUGUUCUUUUAACUUGCGCUUAUGGUGUUUAUACUAUAGAGAACUCGAGGGCCAUUUGUGGUAAUCCUUUAUUCGCCAUAUAUAUAGAUCGUUUUCUGUUCGAAAUUUCUUCCCAGU